Molecule: messenger RNA, 2465 nt
Organism: Trifolium pratense (red clover)
Lineage: Eukaryota; Viridiplantae; Streptophyta; Magnoliopsida; Fabales; Fabaceae
Product: protein CELLULOSE SYNTHASE INTERACTIVE 3-like
Exons: 3
Coding region: 582-2267 (561 amino acids)
Molecular function (GO): protein binding
Source: RefSeq, a predicted model, not a curated record
AGCAUUUUCAAAUUUUAACUAAUCCCAACGGUAACGUUUCUGUCACAGAACAAUCUCAACCGUCCAAUCACCGAAUCAUCUCAACAUUUAACCCAUCUAACCCAAAUCAAACAUUCACUUCCAUUUCUUAGAGAAACUGAAAAAGUUCAAAUUUUGAAUUAUGGGUUGUGAUUAAAUGUUAUUUUUAAGAGCUUUUUAAGUUCCGAUUCUCAAUUAUGAUAUAGAAGAAGUUACUGAUUCUCAUAAAUUAAAGAUUACGAUUUCAAUGUAAAUUCCAGCUGUAUCUUUUGAUUGAUGAGUUUGGAAGCAUUUGCAUUUCAAAAAGUGAAUGUUAUAAGCUGAGUUUUCAAAGCAAAGUUUUUCAAAGUUUGGUGAAGUGCUCUCUCUAUAGACUAUUGUGUAUCUUUGGUUCUGUGAUUCUGUGACUGUGAUUGAGUUUAAAGUUUCAAGAUUAAGCUAUAUAAGCUUGUUUUGUUAGUUACUCAUUCUUAAAAGGGAAGACAAAUUGGUAAUAGCAUUUGAUAGGAUCAAUUCUUUGAAUAUUCAGCAAGUCAAAGUUUGUUUGAGCUUUGUUGAUUACCAUGGUGGAAGAAGGUAGAGUUGCUAUUACAGUUGACACAUGUUCAACAGAAGAAUGGUUGUUGAACUCACAAGAACUUGUUCCUCUUGCUCUUACAAAAGCAAAAGAGGUAAAAGGGUUUCUUGUUAGAUGGAAAAUGAUCAUUUCAAAAUUGGAACAAGUUCCAUCAAAGUUAUCCGAUUUAUCGAGCCACCCUUGUUUUUCAAAGAAUGCUCUUUGCAAAGAACAAUUGCAAGCGGUAUCAAAGACACUAAGAGAAGCUAUUGAAUUAGCUGAGUUAUGUUUGAAGGAAAAGUAUGAAGGUAAACUAAGAAUGCAAAGUGAUCUUGAUGCAUUAAUUGGAAAGCUUGAUUUGAAUUUAAAGGAUUGUAGUUUGUUAACGAAAACCGGUGUACUUGGUGAAGCUACUUUGCAAUUCAAUGUUUCUGGUUUUUUAGCAGAAGAAGAUAUUGAAACACAUGGCAAUAUAAAGGAACUACUUGCACGUCUUCAAAUCGGUCAUUUGGAAUCGAAACACAAAGCUUUGGAUAGAUUACAUGAUAUUAUGAGAGAAGAUGAGAAGAAUGUUUUGGCUGUUUUUUGUAGGAGCAAUGUUGCUGCUUUGGUUCAAUUGCUUACAGCAACAUCAACAAGGAUUAGGGAGAAAACAGUUAGUAUCAUAUGUUCUCUUGUUGAAUCAGGUGGUAGCUUCGAAAACUGGUUAGUUUCUGAAGGUGUUUUGCCACCUCUUAUAAGACUAGUCGAAUCAGGUAGUACUUUUGGUAAAGAAAAGGCUAUUGUUUCUCUUCAGAGGCUGACGAUGUCGGAGGAAACAACUCGUGCUAUUGUUGGACAUGGAGGGGUUCCUCCGUUAAUCGAGCUUUGUCAGUUUGGUGAUUCUGUUUCACAAUCUGCAGCAGCUUGUACUUUGAAGAAUAUCUCGGCUGUUCCGGAAGUGAGAAAUGUUUUGGCUGAAGAAGGUGUUGUUAAGGUUAUGAUCAAUCUACUCAGCAAUGGAAUUUUGUUAGGUACUAAAGAGUAUGCUGCUGAAUGUUUGCAGAAUCUCACUGCAAGCAAUGAGAGUCUAAGAAAAUCGGUUAUAUCAGAAGGCGGUGUGCAGAGUCUUUUAUCUUAUCUUGAUGGUCCACUUCCUCAAGAAUCUGCAGUUGGUGCAUUGAGGAAUCUCGUCGGAUCGGUUCCCGAGGAAACAUUGGUUUCUGUCGGAAUACUUCCUUGCUUAGUUCAUGUGUUGAAGUCAGGAUCGUUAGGUGCGAAACAAGGCGCAGUGUCGGUUAUAUGCAAAAUUUGCAGCACAAUUGAGAUGAAGAAAAUGUUAGGUGAAGUUGGUUGCAUACCUCUAUUGAUCAACAUGCUUGAGGCUAAAGCAAAUACUGCUAAAGAACUUGCAGCACAAGCAAUUGCAAGCUUGAUGAUUUUGUCUGAGAAUCGAAGAGAAGUUAAGAAAGACGAUAAAAGUGUGCCGAAUUUGGUUCAAUUGCUUGAUCCAAGUCAACAAAAUACUGCAAAGAAAUAUGCAGUUUGUUGUCUUGCAUCACUUUCUUCAUCUAAGAAAUCCAAGAAGUUGAUGAUUUCAUAUGGAGCAAUAGGGUAUUUGAAAAAGCUUAUUGAGAUGGAGAUUCCAGGUGCUAAAAAGUUGCUUGAGAGAUUGGAAAGAGGGAAACUCAGAAGCUUGUUUAGCAGAAAAUAGAUUAUGAUGCUUUUAUUUUUAUUGUAUUGUUAUUAUGAUGCUUUUUCUUUUAUCACUUUUGUUCUUAUCAAUGUUAUUGUUUCAUUGUCUGAAUGAAACAAGUAGUUUAGAAUGUAAAACUGUGGAAUUCAAAAGAUUUGGUAAUUUGUGUAAUCAAUGUUUAGAUUAUAUAUUUAAUCCAUCUUGUUACCUGUGUAA